AUGGAAAUAUUUGCGAGUAAGGGUACGGGUCCAAUUGACCGAAGGUUUGAAGAAAAAGACGGGGACAACGAGAUUUAUCCUGUAUCAGACUCCAAGUUCCUGAAAAUAAAAUGGCAUUUGCUCGGUUUGAAACUGAAUCUUCUAUCUCACCUUUGUAAAUGUCCACCUGGUCCUCCCGGCGAACCUGGACCAAUUGGCCCACCUGGUAGUGAUGGUGUCGAUGGUAGAAAUGGUGUAGAUGGAGUAGACGGUGUAGAUGGGGUCGAUGGUGAAGAUGGAAUGGAUGGUACAGAUGGCAUAGAUGGUAUAGAUGGAAUACCUGGAACGCCCGGAAUACCUGGAAAUGAUGGUGAUCCAGGCCUACAAGGUCCAAUAGGUCUGCCAGGUGCUGACGGGCAGGAUGGUAACGACGGUAAGCCCGGUAAUCCUGGCAAUCCUGGCAAUCCUGGUCAGCCUGGUGAACCGUGUAAACCUUGUUAG
Messenger RNA from Daphnia carinata, 480 nucleotides. RefSeq names its product cuticle collagen 3A3-like. The record is from RefSeq and is a predicted model, not a curated record. The transcript has 3 exons. Bases 1 to 480 code for a protein of 159 amino acids. Lineage: Eukaryota; Metazoa; Arthropoda; Branchiopoda; Diplostraca; Daphniidae.